GCAGGCAGGUGUUCACACAUAUGCCUACCUACCAACCUUCGUCUCUGACUAUAUAUAUGUAUAACAUGGCCUAUACUUAAACGCAUAACAAUAAAAACAAAACAACUCUCAAAGAAGAUAAAGAAACAAUAAUGGAUUUAGGACAGGUACUACACAUGAAUGGAGGUGUGGGAGAAAAAAGUUACGCAAACAACUCAUUACUUCAGCAAAAGGUAAUUUCUACGACAAAACUUCUAAGAGAUGAAUCCAUAAUCAAUGUGUGUGGCAACACACUUCCCAAAAGCUUGGCAAUUGCAGAUUUGGGUUGUUCUUGUGGACCAAACACUCUGUUGGUGAUAUCAGAAACUAUCAAAGUUGUGGAAAAGCUUUAUAAAAAAAAGAAUCAUAAAUCUCCAGAAUAUAAGAUCUUUUUGAACGAUCUACCGGGGAACGACUUCAAUACUAUAUUCCAGUCCCUCGACACCUUUAAGGAAAAUCUACGCAAUGAAAUCAAAACUGAAAUGGAUCAUUGCUACAUCUUUGGGGCUCCCGGUUCCUUUUAUAGCAGGCUUUUUCCUGAUAAUAGUAUGCAUUUUGUCCAUUCCUCUUAUAGCCUUCAAUUUCUAUCUAAGGUACCCGAGGGUGUAGAUGACAACAAAGGCAACAUUUACUUGUCUAGCACAAGCCCUUCAAAUGUCCUUAAGGCUUACUAUGAUCAAUAUAAAACAGAUUUCUCUUAUUUUCUCAAGUGCCGUGCCCAAGAAUUAGUUGAAGGGGGUUGUUUAUUUGUAACUUUAAUUGGAAGACAAUCUGAGGAUCCAUCAAGCAAGGAGAUUUCUUACCUAUGGGAUUUUAUGUCGGUGGCUCUUAAUGAUAUGGUUUUGGAGGGAAUUAUAAAAGAAGAAAAUCUCAACUCUUUCAACGUUCCUCUCUAUUAUCCAUCUCUAUCUGAAGUGAAGUUGGAAGUUCUCACAGAAGGAUCAUUUUCCAUCAAUCAAUUGGAUUCUUCUCAAAUAAUUUUUAAAGAACUUGAUAAUUAUAAGGAUGCUUUUAACUCUAAAAUUUCAGGAUCACUUACAGAAGAUGGAUACAAUUUGGGACAAUGCAUAAGGGCUAUCGCUGAACCUUUGCUAGUUGGUCAUUUUGGUGAAAGUGUCACUAAAGAGGCUUUUAACCGCUUUCAAAAAUAUGUAACUGAUAAUGUGCCCAAAGAUAGAACUAAGAUCACCAAUAUUACUAUGAUAUUGACUAAAAGGCCAUAACGAUAGCAUUUGUGUGUGGGUUUUAUAUUUGUGGUUCAAAAUGAUUUUCAAAGUUUUGUUGGUUGGUAAUUCAGUGGUCUCUAAAUUAAAUGUCUUGAUGGUAAUAAGUCUCCUUUGGUGCUUUGGUGAAGAAUAAGUCUUAUGCAAAAGCUCGACAUGUAAUUUGGUUGGCAACUACAUGGAGCUUGUGGCGUGCCCGUAGAAAUAUAAUGUUUAGAGGAGAUGUCAUUAACUUGCAAUCAUUAGUGGAUCAAAUUAUUUAUAUCUCCUGGUUUUGGUUUGUUGGUAGAAUAAUUUCUAAGUCUUCUCUUGUAUUUUCAGAUUUAGUGUAAAGAUCCAUUAUCUUGCAUUUUUAGCAUCUAAUGGCUUCUUUUAGAAUUGUAAGGGUUGGGUACCCCUUGUACUCCUUAUAAUUCAUUAUUUGCUUAUAAAAAAAAAAAUGUCUUGAUGGUAUAGCCAAUUUUAAAUAUCAAUACUCUUCUGUUGAUAUCUCUUUCGAUAUUAAUGGUUGUUUUAGUGGA
Messenger RNA from Trifolium pratense (red clover), 1762 nucleotides. Its product is annotated as S-adenosyl-L-methionine:benzoic acid/salicylic acid carboxyl methyltransferase 3-like. The transcript has 4 exons. Gene Ontology annotation, molecular function: S-adenosylmethionine-dependent methyltransferase activity. Bases 132 to 1241 code for a protein of 369 amino acids. The record is from RefSeq and is a predicted model, not a curated record. NCBI's taxonomy places the organism in Eukaryota, Viridiplantae, Streptophyta, Magnoliopsida, Fabales, Fabaceae. Gene Ontology annotation, biological process: methylation.